Podarcis muralis (Common wall lizard) is the source of this 4755-nucleotide messenger RNA. Its product is annotated as scavenger receptor class F member 1-like. Gene Ontology annotation, molecular function: low-density lipoprotein particle binding; scavenger receptor activity; protein dimerization activity. Gene Ontology annotation, biological process: neuron remodeling; dendrite development; heterophilic cell-cell adhesion. Gene Ontology annotation, cellular component: membrane. The record is from RefSeq and is a predicted model, not a curated record. Lineage: Eukaryota; Metazoa; Chordata; Lepidosauria; Squamata; Lacertidae.
GUCCGGAGACGGCGCCCCCGCUGCUCGCUGGCUCCAUGGAGUCUCCACCGGAGCGGAGGGCGCCUGGGCCGGUGGCCGCCGCCGAGCCCGUGUACCGGCUGGCGGGGGCGCUGGGCUCGGAGCUGCAGCGGCUGUCGGGCCUCUUCGGGCCGGGCGCCGUGGCCGGGCUGGUGCCGCAGGUGGUGCGUCUGCUGGAGCUCCUCGAGGCGCUGGCUUGCCGCGGGCCGGAGCGGGACGAGGGGCCGGGCCGGGGCCGGCAGCUGCAGGAGGCCGGCGAGCCCUCGCCGGGCCCGACGCGGGACUUGGCGCAGGCUCUGGAGCUGCGGCUGGCUGAGGCCCAGGAGAGAGCGUGCCUCCUGCAGAGCCGCCUGGCCCAAGCUGAAGCAGAGAACCAGCGCCUCUUGGCCCAGCUGGCCGGCACCCAGUCCCAGGAAGAGAGCACCCAGCGCAGAGAGAAGGAGGUGAUGCUGCGCCUCAAGGAGGUGGUGGACAAGCAGCGGGAUGAGAUCCGUGCCCAGGCCCACGAGAUCCUCUGCAAGGCCCGGGACACCGAGGCGCUGCAGGAGCAGCUGAACCGCUUCAUGACGGUCAACGAGGAGAUUCGCCGCAAGCUGGCCAUCGUCCAGGCCCAGCUGAAGAGCGCCCUGCAGAGGAAGGAGGAGCUGGAGAGCGCCCUGCUGGAGGCCCGCCAAGAGGUGGAGAGGCUGAGCAAGGCUGCGGGGGCAGCACAAGAGGCCUUGAGGACUAGCGCCACGGACCAGGAGGUGGUGCCUGGUGAGGCGCUUCCUGGCAGCGGCCAGGGCAGGAGGUCCUACUCGAAGGAAGAGCUGCAGCAGAUCCUGCAGGAGCGCAACGAGCUCAAGACCAGCCUGUUCCUGGUGCAAGAGGAGUUGGCCUAUUACCAGCGGGAGUUGCUGAAUGAUGAGCGGAUUCCCAGCCUCCUCCUGGACGCCGUGAAAUCCACCAUCAAGAAGCAGCGCAGGAAGAUCCGGGCCAAGAUGCUGGGCACAGCAGAGGAGCCCCUGAGCAGCGACGAAGAGGAGGAGGGCGUGUGGCUGGCGUCCCCCACGGGCUCGGACUGCGUGGACGGCCGCCUCCCUGAGUCCAAGAUCCGGAGCUUUUUUGGCCUCUGGUACCGCGGGAGGAGCAAAAGCAGCUUGCCAGAAGACUGCCCUGGAGCCUGGGAGAUAGUUGACCCUCAAGAUGUGGGUCCUGAGGAGGAGGAGGAGCAGGGAGGGAGGGAGGCCUCCUGCAGCUUCAGCCCCCCAAGUGGACCCUCGCCCUUCCCUUGGGACUCCCUAAGGAGGAGGAUGGAGCGCUGGGCCCUGCCGCUCUUCCUCUGCCUCCAGGCGCUGGGCUUGGGGGACGGGAGCAGCAGCCCUGACCUGGACCCCAGUGGGAGAAACGUCUGCAGGUCCAGCAGCCCCCUGCCAGUCUUCACCUGCUGCCCAGGAUGGAAACAGGAGGGCCAGGAGUGCCCAGCUGCACUCUGCACGGGAGCAGACGCCUGCCGGGAGGGGGAAGUCUGUGUCCGCCCGGGGGUUUGCCGCUGCCGGCCUGGAUUCUUUGGGGCCAACUGCAUUGCACGCUGCCCAGACCAGUACUGGGGUCCGGACUGCAAAGAGAGCUGCGCUUGCCACCCCAAUGGGAAGUGCGACCCGGCCAACGGAGAGUGCCGCUGCCACCCUGGGUGGUGGGGCCCCCUCUGCCAGUCCGUGUGCCCGUGUGGCCCCAGAGGCCGCUGCGACCCCCUCACCGGGGUCUGCCAUUGCGAGCCAGGCUGGUGGGCGCCCGACUGCAGGCGCCAGUGCCCUUGCAACCUCUCCGGCUCCCGCUGCGACCCCGUGACGGGCCGCUGCCUCUGCCACCGGGGCUGGUGGGGCAGGAGGUGCUCCUCGCGCUGCAGCUGCAACGGCUCCCCCUGUGCCCAGGAGACCGGCCGGUGCGAAUGCCGCGCAGGACAGUGGGGGGCGGCCUGCCAGGCCAGCUGCCAGUGCCUGCACGGGACCUGCGCCCCACAGGACGGGCGGUGCACCUGCCACGCCGGCUACCAGGGCGACAGCUGCAAGGACCCCUGCCCUGCUGGGAAAUACGGGCUUCAGUGCAUGCAAAGCUGCGGCCACUGCCAGGACCUCAAGGCCUGCUUUCCCGUGGACGGAUCGUGCCCAGCCUGUGACCCGGGCUGGAACGGGACCCACUGCAAGCAGCCAUGCCCACCGGGGCACCAUGGGGAGAACUGUGCCCUGCUUUGCCCUCCCGGCUGCCGGCAAGGAGAGAGCUGCCACCCAGAGACGGGGGAAUGCCAGAGCUGCAAAGCAGGCCUCACAGGUGCCAGGUGUGAGCUCUCCUGCCCAGAGGGCUUAUUUGGAGAUGGAUGCCGGUUUGCCUGCCCAGACUGCUUCAACGGGAGCUGCGACCCGGCCUCUGGGGCCUGCGUGUGCCAGGCUGGGUUCUGGGGCACCAGCUGCAACUGGACCUGCCCUGAAGGGUCUCAUGGCCCCAACUGUUCGGAGCCCUGCCAGUGUGGGGGGCACCUGUGCCACCCUGUCACCGGGGACUGCCAGUGGAGACAGAACCAGGCAGCCCUCUUAGCAGGAAUCCUGACCCCUUUGGUUCUCCUCGUCCUCCUCUGUAUGUGUUGCUGCUGCUGCUGCUGCCGCUCUGAGUCCACCCCGAUGGAUGUCAGGUCGGCAGCUGCGGAGGGAGAUCCCAUCUCCCGCGUGAAGCACCACGUUCUGGGGACGUUGGCCAACCUCAGCCCCGCCUUGCCCUGCUUCUCCUUGGGGGGCUACAAGCUCCCACGCGUGACAGUCUCCCACCAUGACGCCGAGAUCCCCUUCAACCCCAGCUUCAUUGAGCCCCCGUCAGCUGCCUGGCCUUCGGACAGCUCCUUCUCCUCCUCCUUCGACACAGACGACGACCAGGAGGACCCAGCCUCCCCUGCCCAGGAAGCGGCCGGUGCUGAGCACCAGCCAGGAUUCCUCCCGGAGGAGCCAGCCUUGAACUCGGAGCCCUUCACCAUCCCCCGCACCUCCAGCAUUGCCAAGGCCAAGCGCCCCUCCGUCUCCUUCGCAGAAGGUACCCGCUUCAUCUCUCAGAGCCCCAGAGGCUCCACGGAGGCCCUGAACCCCACCUGGAAGGCCAAGGCCCCGUGGGGCUCAGCCCGAGCCACCUCCCUGCAGCAGCCCACAGCGGACCCUGCUGGGCAGGAGGGCCUCCCUGCCAUGGGCGAUUCUCCGGGGGGAUGCUACGAGAACGUGGAGGCCGGUGGCAGGGAGGAAGGGAGCCACAGACCCUGCUGCUCCUCCUCCUCCUCCUCCACGCAGAGGAGCAGCUCCGGGAGCCACAGGAAGCGGGGGAACAGCUCCCGGCACGUGGCCCAAAGAGUGGAAGCCCUGGAGGCUGCCUCCAAAGCACAGACCAAGGGCCCCAGCGUCACCACCAUCUAUGUGACCGUGGGCAAGGCGGGGGGCGAGGGGCCGGUGCAAGCUGUCCUGCAGCGCCUGGGGAGCCUGCAGAGGGCCAAGCAGCUGCCCAGGGAGGAGGUGCAGCAGCGGCCAAGGAGAAGGAGUCUGGAGGGCCUCCUCCAGAAGCCGCCACGGAGGAGAGGGCUGCUGGACUCCGAGGGGGACACCGGGAGGCUGCUGCCCCAAGGUGGGACCGGCCAGGAGGCUGCCACCAUGCUCUGUGCUGAAGCCAGCACCCCGGAGGAGGAGGCUGAGGCCCAGGGCUUUCCCAGGGGGCCAGGAGCUCCUGCUGGUGGAGAGAGCAGCGGCAGCGGCAGCAGUGAGUCACCCAGCAGCCACAGCCAGACUGAGGCGGCGGCUGGAGGAGGGAGAGGAGGCCCCUUGCUGGAGAAGGAGGAGCAGGAGCCAAAGUAUGAGAAUGUCUCCGGGUGGUCUAGCUCUCCGUAGGCACCUAGAACCUACCCCACCCCCAAGAACCUUCACGGAAGCCACUUGGAGGAGAGCCAGCCAUGUAAAAGGCCAUGUCCAUUGGUGGGGCCGGGAAAGAGGCCCGUGGCUCCACUGGACGCUCCUUUCCUGCAUCCGGCAGAAAUCUGCCAUAUGGCAACUUGAACAAGGGGCCAGGCGAGUCCAAGGAGCUGAUUCUCAAGUACCAGCUUUGGAAUGAACUUCUGCAUAUCUGCUUGUCUGUUUUAAUUUGCAGGCCUUGUGUGGCUUUGUUGUAUUGGGUUGCCGUGCGGUUUUAUAAUAUUGAACUUUCUUGGUAAGCAGCCUUGCAGUCAAUUUGGUGAAAGGCUGAUUUAAAAUAACACAGAUAAAAGGAGUGGCACGUGCAUGCACAUCCCUUUGCGCCAAUCCCUGGUUUUUAUCCUGAGUUCUUCACAGGCUAACAACAGCUAGAAACUCCCCCUGGGACCUUGCUCUCCACUAUCACACACCUAAAGUGGCUGGGAAGCCCCUCCGGCUCACCUGCAGUAUCUUCAGUCACUCAGGAAGUGCUUACCUUUGCGAAGAGCCCCUGCACAGACAUCCUUUGUCCUCCUGAACUCUGAAUUCUCCCAGAACUGACCUCUAUGAAGCUGAGCCAAGUUUCUUCAUGUCCUUAAUACACGGAGAAUACCGGAUCUCUCCUGAUCUCCCUGGUGGGGAAUGUUUACGCUUCCCUGACAGAGAAUAUUCUGAGCGUCAUGACGCCAGUUUUGGUGUGGAUGCUCCGCAGGCCUGGAUGGGACCACUGUGAGGAAGAUGAGCAGGGGAUGUACCUAGAAUCAAAACCAGAUUAUUACUA